CUGAAUUGCAUUUUUGUUUUUUACCUUGACCAUGUGGUGUUUCUGAAACAAUCUGUUAGAAACUUUGACAUUUUGCACAAACAUAUAGUCAAUAUGAAACAAAACAAAACAAAACAAAAAAACAAACCAGAAUGGAUGAAGCACAUUGUCUACUUUUCUGUAACUUACUUCUGCCUGAUCAACGAGAGUAAAUCAAAAGCUGUGCAUGAGUUUUAGACUCCAAAUUAAAAGCAACAAGCUAAAGGAAAACAAUGAAUUGUGUUUUUUUUUUUUGUUUUUUUUUUUUUUUCAAACAGGACCACAUGGUGUGUCUGUAACAAAGCAGAACUGCUUUCUCCCUUGGCUGAUCAGGGGUAGGACAGCAGUCAAGCACAAAGGGCCAGCUGACGCCUUGGCUUUUCACUCAUCUCCAAAUCCCACUUCCUCUCUCACACAAUACCAAAAUACAUUCAUGAUAUGCUUGAACUGCCACCCUGCAGAAUGCACGCGCAGACACACACACACACACACACACACACACACACACGCACAUGAUGCGCCCCACCAAAUUUAUACUCACACAUGCCUGUGUGGAGUGCUUAAUGGAGGAGGAGAAAAGGAGGAUUUCCAUGUCAGUAUUGUUUGGUUGUGUAAUGAUUCAACUGUCCUUUUUUUUCUUUUUUCCCCAGGCUAAUGAGUACUCGCUCCCUGUCCUGAAUUCCAGCCUGGACGAAGUCAAGCCCAGUUUAUCCUCUAGCGCCAACCCAGACCUGGGCCCCAGUGUGUCGCAAAGCUACCCUGUAGGCCGGGAUAUGGCAAACACGACCUUACCCGGGUAUCCCCCUCACGUUCCCCCAACAGGCCAAGGCAGCUACCCGACCUCGACACUCGCUGGAAUGGUUCCUGGGAGUGAGUUUUCGGGGAACCCCUACAGUCAUCCGCAGUAUACGACCUACAACGAAGCCUGGCGAUUCAGCAAUCCAGCAUUACUAAGUUCCCCUUAUUAUUAUAGUGCCGCAUCGAGAGGCUCCGCCCCUCCCACUGCUGCCACUGCCUAUGACCGUCACUAGUUACCAUGGAAACCAAAUCAACCUGCAGGACCACGGCCUCAGCCUCCAUAUUGCCCAGGUGUGAAGAACACGGUCCAUUGGACACUGAGCAAAAAGCGCAUAAAACGUCCCCGACUAACAAAAAAUAAAAAGAAUAACAAAAACAGAAGAGAGAAUUCACGGAUUCAAGACAACCGCCAUCUUCUCUCAUUACAGCUUUUCUUUGGAUUUUUCUUUGGAACACAAUUAUGGAACAAGUGAAAGUUUGAACCCUUGGCUAAUUGCAAUGGUUUAAAAAAUAAAAAUAAAAACAGGACUCCAGACAAAAACAUCCUGAAUUUAUUUUCCCCACCUGUGGUGCCACUCUUUUAUCCAUAACAGAUCAAUACUGUACAUUCCUUUCCUCAAUGGGUCCCAGCAGGGAUACUGUCCACAGCUUGAAAUAUAUCAGCAGUCUUUUUUUUUCUCUCCCCCCCUGUUUUUACCAUUUGUCUCCCACUGGAAUCAAAUCGCAAUGCACAGAGAUCAAGGGAGAUGAGCAGCAACCCGCGCAGGCUGUGGCGGUUGUUUUUCCAGUCCAUCUGAGCAGGCACUGACCAAACAUCCAGCAUGAGUGGAAGAAAAAAUAAAAAUAAAAAAAUCAAUCGCUUUUGAUGCCGUGAGAAGAUUAGGACAUGUUUUCUGUGAGACACAAUCAAGAUGUAAAAAUGAAAAAUGAAAUAAACACCUGUUUGGAAAUAAUAGCGGGAGCCAUGUUAUUAUAGCACCGUGGCUCACUAUUUGCAAGGUUUCCAGUUAAAAUAUUUUUUUUUAUUUCUUUUUUUUUUUUUUUUUUAUAAUUUGUAAAGACUAAUUUGCAGACUGCUUGGCUAAUGUUUGACUUGUUCUCUAUUUGUCAGGAAGGUAAUCAGGCAAAACCUUUUGAGUGUUUUAUUUUUGUGUUAAGUUUGCACUAUUUUGGAGGUUUGCAACACUGGACUGUGGUUAUGCAGAAAAACUAAAUGUGCAUAUUUGUUUUAUGUAAAAAAAAAGAAAAAAGAAAAGAAAAACUGACUAAGUCUUCUGCGUCUCAGUCUCUAAAGGCACUUACAGUUUUUCAAAGCCCAUCGUCUCACUGACUUGAUGUGCACUAUACUACUUUAUGUUCUCACUUCUUAUGUUUAAGUUCAUUAAGUCUUUGGCAUUCAUCUGCAGAAGUAAGGAUAUAACAGCCAUUCCAAAUCUAAUUUGUCUGGAUUCACUCUGAUUGGAUGAUUCUGACAUCGAAAAGCAGGGUGACAAUUUCAACUAUAAAUGCCUUAAACAUGUGCCCUCCUAACUUUAACUCCCGCAUGUUUCAGGACAAGUACAUUUUAUUUUUUUUUUAUUUUUUUUUUUAUUUUUUUCAGCAAAGCUGGAAUCAUUUUUUUUUUCUUCAUCUGUCAAUUGAAUGUAUUUGCGUUUGCCAAAGACUUAGUUCUUUUUAAUGUUAAUUUACAGGCCACCGAUAUGCAUCAUGAGAGCAGUAUUAUUAUUAUUAGUAUUAUUAUUAUUAUUAUUAUUAUUAUUAUUAUUAUUAUUAUUAUUAUUAUUAUUAUUAUUAGAAAAGCCCACAAUGGUCACGAGGAAAAUUAUAUGUAUAAAUUCUAUGCAGUGCAAAGAUGGUCAUCAUAUGCAUAUUCAGCUGUAAACCUAAAGGUAGGUGGAGUUUAUUUAAUGUUAUGUUAUUUACAAUUUGUUCAUUUUGUAGAAGCAUUUUGUGUGUGCAUAUGCGAGUGUGUGCGUGUGUGGGGACGAGGGUAUGCGUGCGUGCGUGUGUGUAUGUGUGUGUGCGAUAUGAAGACACUUCUCUGUAUAUACAGUAAGGAAAAACUGUCUUUCAUGUUCAUGGGUAUUAUCACUUUCAUUAUGCCGGUAUCACUUGUACAAUAAUAAAAGUGUCUGAAAUCUUUUAUGC
Messenger RNA from Poecilia latipinna (sailfin molly), 2964 nucleotides. RefSeq names its product paired box protein Pax-2a-like. The transcript has 4 exons. NCBI's taxonomy places the organism in Eukaryota, Metazoa, Chordata, Actinopteri, Cyprinodontiformes, Poeciliidae. The coding region runs from base 531 to 1049 and encodes 172 amino acids. The record is from RefSeq and is a predicted model, not a curated record.